GUCACGCUGGAAUGAGGGAGUGAAUGUUCCGGGUCAAAAACUGGAAUGAGAGGAAAUUAACCUGAGGGAGUCGGUGGACUCCGGCGCAGAGAUGUAACCGACAGGCAUUUCAGUCUGGGAUACAACGCACUGAGAACGUUGUUUUUCUUUUAUAAGAGUAAACUCAAGGGGAGAAAUUUGACGAAGCAAAGCAAGCAAGCAAACAAACAAAACGAGAGCGCUAAGCGCCGGCCAGAGAAGCAGGGGGGAACCGACGGUGACUGACUCCCGACGUGAACUUUUGUUUAUCUCCCCCAGGAAGAGAACGCCUUGUUUUUUUUUUUAUGUCACCGAAGUUUAUUACAGCCGACGUGUGUUGGAGGAGCUGACCAGGGGCGGGGGGCACCAGUUGAAACGUGCUGUUGGAGUUGCCUCCCCUCCCCAUCGUUCUCGUCCCGGCGGUGUUUUCACUCACGACACCUUGAUUUUAUUUUUUCCUUUGUGACGGUCUUGGGGUUUGGAGGGGGAGAGAAAGGUGGAUUAAUCUCUUUAAAACCCAGAGGGCCGAAAUAAUGUUCCACUGCAUCCCUCUGUGGCGGUGCAACCGACACGUCGAGACGAUCGAUAAGAGGCACUGCUCCCUGCUCUCCGUUCCCGAUGAGAUCUAUCGCUACAGCCGGACCCUGGAGGAGCUUCUGCUGGACGCCAAUCAGCUGCGGGAUCUGCCCAAGCCCUUUUUCCAGCUGAUAAAGUUGCGAAAGCUUGGACUCAGUGACAAUGAGAUUCAGCGACUUCCUCCGGAAAUAGCCAACUUCAUGCAGCUAGUAGAACUUGAUGUAUCCCGCAAUGACAUAAUGGAAAUCCCCGAGAGUAUUUCUUACUGUAAAGUGCUUCAGGUGGCAGAUUUCAGUGGUAACCCUUUAACAAGGUUGCCUGAAAGUUUCUCAGAAUUAAGAAAUUUAACAUGCCUUUCCAUCAAUGACAUCUCCUUGCAAGUUCUUCCAGAUAACAUUGGAAAUCUCUCAAAUCUUAUAUCACUGGAAUUAAGAGAAAACCUUCUUACGUAUUUACCUGAGUCACUGGCUCAGCUUCAUAAACUGGAAGAGCUCGAUUUAGGAAACAAUGAGCUUUAUCGGUUGCCUGAAACGAUAGGUUCACUUUCAAACCUGAAGGACCUGUGGUUGGAUGGGAAUCAGUUAGCAGAUCUGCCAGUGGAAAUUGGAAGCAUGAAAAACCUGCUUUGUUUGGAUGUGUCAGAGAAUAAACUGGAAAGGCUCCCUGAAGAGAUCAGCGGGGUGUCUGCAUUGACUGACCUCCAUGUAUCCCAGAAUCUUCUCGAGACUUUGCCGGACGGCAUAGGAAAACUAAAGAAGUUAUCCAUUCUUAAAGUGGAUCAGAACCGUCUACUUCAGCUGCCUGAGAGCAUUGGUGAAUGUGAGGGCCUCACCGAGCUUGUUCUGACAGAAAAUCAGUUGACUACUUUGCCAAAAACCAUUGGGAAGCUUCGAAAGCUGUCCAACUUCAAUUGUGACAGAAACCGAUUACUGACUUUACCAAAAGAGAUCGGUGGCUGCUCAAGCCUUAAUGUCUUCUGCGUGAGAGAAAACCGAUUGUUCUGGAUCCCUGCUGAGAUUUCACAAGCCACAGAAUUACAUGUCCUUGAUGUUGCUGGAAACAGGUUGAAAUAUUUACCCAUUUCUCUGACUGCUCUGAAUCUGAAGGCUCUCUGGCUGUCGGAGAAUCAGUCCCAGCCGCUGCUUACGUUUCAAACGGACGUGGAUCCAGAAACUGGAGAAAAGGUUUUGACGUGUGUAUUGCUUCCUCAGGUGUCUUCAGAGCCAGAAAAUCAAGACAAUUUGCCUCGCUGUGGAGCUUUUGAAAGUCUGGUUAAUGAUAUAUCUGAUGAGACGUGGAAUGAGAAGGCAGCCAAAAGAAUCAGUGCCAUCCGGUUUUUGGAAGAGGACAAAGACGACGACGACGAUGAGGAGACGGGGACUUUUCUGAGGCGGGCUACGCCACAUCCUGGGGAGCUGAAAACGAUGAAAAAGACAGCAGAGAAUUUGCGGAACGAUAUGAACGCAGCUAAAGGACUGGAUACCAACAAAAACGAGGUCAAUAAAGCUGUUGACAGAGUGACCACAUCUGUGUAAAAAACAAAAAAAUGUUACCUCAGCAACUUUUACCUCCUGUGUGCCCCCCUCUCUUGUUGUCCCUUUUCCUGGCAGUUGCCCGGACCCUCCUUUCUCCAGCUCCUAAUAUCAUCUCCUCCUUUAAGAUGGCAUCUGAUGCUGCUAACUGGAAGAAGGUGCCUUAUUUUUCAACCAGUCAUGGCGGCAACUUUUCACUUUUUAAAAGUGCUUUUUAUCUUCUUUGUUUAGGCAGCGGCACUUCUAGGUGACUUUUUGAUAACAAAAUGUUUAUUUUUGUUUUUACAUGCGGUGAAUACACGUAUGUAUUUGGGCGUUAAUAUGCCUCGUUAUUUUUGGAUCCUGCUGAGUAACGGAGAAAAAAAAAAAGUAAAAAUGUAUAGUUUUAUGUGAAAAAGAUACUUUUAUAUGAUUCUUGGCAGCUCAGACGGUGUAAAUUUUAACAUUUUGUAUAGCAAGUUUGUUAUUAGAUGGGACUUUUUUUUAAUUAAAACUUUAAUACGGUACAUUUAUUUUGUUAGUAAAAGCACCCAAGUUUCCAUUUAUUCUAAUAUUUGUUUGUCCUUUUUAGAAUAAGGGCACAAACCCCGUAGUUCUCUGCUCGACGGCCGCAGAAGUGCUUCUUAAACCCAGCGUGUAAGCUUUAGUGCUCAGGGAGAAAUUUGAUUUUAUUAAAAUGUUUUGUCCUUGUAAUUUUAAAAACGUGUUUUAAUUUGAAUUUCUAAUCUUUAUACAAUUUUAAAAUUUCGAAUCUGAAAUCUUGUUAGCAGAACGAUGCACUUCACGGUUUUUUAUCGAGUCCGUCAUUUAUUCAGUUCAUCUGGUGUUCCGCACGCCUGCCAGAACGCAUUUUAUUUUGAUUUUUCUUUUAGUUGUUUUUGUAAAGGCAAAUGUAUAAAAAAAUGAAAGUGUGGAAACUUUGGUUCAUGUAAGGAUUUUAUAUUGUACCGCACAGUCGAACUCGUUCAGGCAGGGCUUUUGGGCCUGAAGAUUUUCUUACUUAUAACCACUGAUUAAAUAAAAGCACAUUAAAGUUC
Erpetoichthys calabaricus (reedfish) is the source of this 3163-nucleotide messenger RNA. It is a transcript of the gene lrrc1, whose product is annotated as leucine rich repeat containing 1. Gene Ontology annotation, molecular function: protein binding. The transcript has 14 exons. Gene Ontology annotation, cellular component: postsynaptic density; postsynaptic membrane; adherens junction. Gene Ontology annotation, biological process: neurotransmitter receptor transport postsynaptic membrane to endosome; neurotransmitter receptor transport, endosome to postsynaptic membrane. The coding region runs from base 552 to 2129 and encodes 525 amino acids. Lineage: Eukaryota; Metazoa; Chordata; Cladistia; Polypteriformes; Polypteridae. The record is from RefSeq and is a predicted model, not a curated record.